ACACCUUAUCAACCACUCUCUCUCUCUCUCUCUCUCUCUCUCUCUCUCUCUCUCACAGAGACACAGAAGCCGAAAAAUGGGCUUUGUGAAGAAAGAUCUGGAUGUGUUGCUGGUUCCGAGUGGCUUGCUCAUCAUGUUCGUGUACCAUCUCCAACUCCUCUACAGAUACCUUCAUCAGCCUCACACAACUUGCAUGGGGUUUGAGAACUUCAACAAGCGAUUCUGGGUUCGGGCUAUCAUGCAGGCUGAGAGGAGGGACCUUGGCACGUGCCUCACGGUGAUCUCCUCCAACAUAUCGGCGGCGACGUUUCUGGCAAGUGUCUCGCUCACCCUCUGCUCCCUGAUUGGUGCCUGGAUCAGCAACACCAACAACAACUUCUUCGUGAGCGACCUUGUCUAUGGCGACACCCGGCCUACCACACUGUCCAUCAAGUACAUCAGCCUCCUCAUUUGCUUCCUCCUCGCCUUCUCAUGCUUCAUCCAGUCAGCCCGGCAUUUUGUCCACGCCAAUUACCUGAUCAGCACGCCGAGCGCGAGCAUCCCACCGAAGAGCGUUGAGUUGGCCGUCAUCCGAGGCGGCGAUUUCUGGUCCGUGGGGCUCAGGGCACUGUACUUUGCUCUUAACUUGCUUCUCUGGUUCUUCGGACCAAUACCCAUGUUUGCUUGCUCCAUUUUCAUGGUCCUGUUCUUGCACUACCUCGACUCCAACACGUCUCCAUUAAUUGAGCACGAGUUUGAUGGAGGGGAAGUGAUCAAGAAGGUGGAGCAAAGAGUCUCUGAGAUCGCAAUGGCCAUUCGCAUGCCUUCACAUCAGAAUUGACCAGGCCUGAUUUGUUUGAGUACAUCUAGGAAGAAAAACACAGGGUUUGAUUUUUCUCGACGUAGAUAGGCAAUUGCAAAGUGUAUCGAUUUGAAUUAAAUACCGGAAAUAAGCUUGGAA
Messenger RNA from Eucalyptus grandis, 940 nucleotides. RefSeq lists its product as uncharacterized. Lineage: Eukaryota; Viridiplantae; Streptophyta; Magnoliopsida; Myrtales; Myrtaceae. Bases 77 to 820 code for a protein of 247 amino acids. The transcript has 2 exons. The record is from RefSeq and is a predicted model, not a curated record.